GGAGAAUUUUCUCUUUCACAUGUAGUGCUUUUACGUAUAAGAUAAGAAAAACGGAAUAAUAGUUGAGCGAAAUAAUUUUCUCUCUCAUAUGUAGUAUGUUGAGGUAUAAUAAAAGCGUACUAAUAAUCAUGAGAGAGUAUUUUAUCCCAUAUGUAGUGUUUUUAGGUAUAAUAAUCUAAACGAGCUAAUAAAUGAGCUGGAGAAGUCCCCCAUAUUUAAUAUAUUUAGGUAUAAGUUAAGUGGACUAAUAAUUGAGCGAUAAAGUUCUCUCUCUCUCUCUAUCACAUGUUGUACUUUUAGGUAUAAGAUAAGAUGAGCGGACUAAUCAUCAAACAAAAAAUUUCUCUCUCAUACUUAAUAUUUUUAAAUAUAACAUUCAUGAAAUCAGUUUCUUGAGAUGUCACAGCGACAAUUGCUGUUACUACAAGAAGACUGAGAAUUGUUAUCUUAUCUUGCUAUUAUAUGUAGAUGACAUGUUGAUUGCAGGAGCUAGUUCAAAGUAGAUUGAGAAGUUAAAGAAACAGUUGUCAGAACGUUUUUCCAUGAAGGAUCUUGGAGAAGCAAAGCAGAUUUUGGGCAUGCGAAUUGAGAGGGAUGAGGCAGUGGGCAGAUUGUAUCUUUCACAAGCAGAAUACAUUCAGAAGGUCUUGGAAAGAUUCAGAAUGCAAGAUGCAAAGGCAGUAAGUGUACCGUUGGGUAGUCACUUCAAGCUUAGCAAGGAAGACUCACCGAAGAACAAGGAGGAGCGUGCUCAAAUGCAGAAGGUCCCAUACACAUCGACAAUUGGCUGCAUAAUGUACGCGAUGGUGUGCACAAGGCCAGACAUUGCACAUGCGGUGGGAGUAGUGAGCAGAUACAUGGGAGACCCCGGGAAAGAACACUGGAAAGUUGUGAAGUGGAUCAUGAGGUAUUUGAAAGGUACUGCUUCUAAUACUUUGUGUUUUGAUGGGAAGAAUGUAGAGCUGCUGGGACACGUUGAUGCAGACCUGGCAUCAAAUGACUCGGAUGGAUCGAGGAGCACCACCAGGUAUGUUUUCACAUUCGGUGGAACGGCAGUUUCCUGGCUUUCACAGCUGCAGAAAAUUGUUGCAUUAUCUACCACUGAAGCUGAAUAUGUGGCCAUUACGGAGGCAAGUAAGGAGAUGGUGUGGCUUCAGAAUCUACUCGGGGAACUUGGGAAGGAGUACAAGAAUAGCAUUCUUUACAGUAACAGUCAAAGUGCUAUCUUUUUGGCCAACAACUCAGCUUUUCACAAGAGAACCAAACACAUUCGGUUAAGUAUCACUACAUCCGUCAUCUUCUGUAGAUAGAGGCAUUGCAGCUUGUGAAGAUCCGUGGGAGUGAGAAUCCAACAGACAUGUUUACUAAGGUGGUAACCUUGGAGAAAUUGAAGUUUUGCAUAGCUUCAAUUGGUCUUGGUACUUGAAGAAGGUCGGCGCUACCAUGCUUACAAGGAAGAUUUGAAGAAGACAUUCUCUAGGUGGGAGAUUGUAAGGUGUUAGAGACUGUAUAACCAAUCUCUAUUCGUCGAAAAUUUUUGUUCCGUUUUUUACGAACAAGUUUUCCGUACAAUUCCGUACAAGUGGGCCGUACGGAUUCCGUACAGUUAGGCCGUGCGGAUUUUUUCUUUUUCUUUUUUUUUUUUCGCCCAAGCCUCCUAGUUGGAUUAGGGGUAUGUUUUACUCUCUAUAAAUACAAGCUCUCUCCCAUUGUAAUUAUGUGGAUCCGAAAAUAGCAAUAAUAUUCCUGGUUUGGUAGCGCCCCCAGACGUAGUCAUUCGUGGGGAACUGGGUUACCAAAUUUCACGUGUUCUUCGUUAUUGAUUUU
Messenger RNA from Cuscuta epithymum, 1827 nucleotides. NCBI's taxonomy places the organism in Eukaryota, Viridiplantae, Streptophyta, Magnoliopsida, Solanales, Convolvulaceae. The record is from the annotation of a GenBank genome assembly.